AUGGUUGGGCUUGGAGCGCUUAUUCUCAUCCUUCCACAUUUCAUCGAUGGUCUUUACGAGGUAGGAGCUCUGAAGUCAGAUGUUUGCGAUGCUAACAGGGAAAAUAGCAGUUGUGAUGCUCAACAGAAGACUAGCAUCUAUUCGUAUCCGCUACUGCUAGCAUCUCAGCUUUUCAUUGGAUUCGGUGCUGCACCUCUAUUUACCUAUGGUUACAGUACUAUAGAUGAGUUCGAUUCACAAAAGAGAACUGGAAACAAUAUGGGUGAGUGA
This is a messenger RNA of Cylicostephanus goldi, 270 nucleotides long. The record is from the annotation of a GenBank genome assembly. NCBI's taxonomy places the organism in Eukaryota, Metazoa, Nematoda, Chromadorea, Rhabditida, Strongylidae.